This is a messenger RNA of Penicillium cataractarum, 936 nucleotides long. RefSeq lists its product as uncharacterized. The record is from RefSeq and is a predicted model, not a curated record. The transcript has 3 exons. The coding region runs from base 1 to 936 and encodes 311 amino acids. NCBI's taxonomy places the organism in Eukaryota, Fungi, Ascomycota, Eurotiomycetes, Eurotiales, Aspergillaceae.
AUGUUCCAAAGCCCUCUCGACUCAACCUCCCGAGAGGAGGUCUUCUUGGUGCAGGAUAUUGAAGCCCAAGACCUUGACACCCGGACGCUUGAGCUAACCCAGGAUGUUGGUGAUUUGAAGUUGACGGUCACAGUUUCGAGGUUCACACCCCGAGAUACCGACAAGACGGCUUUAGCAUGGACCGAUGAACAGGGACAGGAACAUAGCUUUGAAAUGGCUCCUUAUUGCCUGAAUAAUGUUAAGCAAGAUGUUCUCAACAUGAGGAACUACGCAUUUGAGGCACGGGGUCCUUAUAUUGAUAGCAUCCUGGCCAAUGCGAACGAUAUCACCAGGAAAUUUGUCGCAGCCGCCCAACAAUACAUUUCGACCAAAAAGAACACCCUUUUAGAACAGGCCAUUGAGCUCUGGACUACAACGCGACUAACAGAACGAGUCUGGCGUAUCUGCGGCAAUGAGACUCUCGGCAUGGACCCCAUAUCCGAUAAGACAUGUCCGGACUUUGGCAUUAUCCCUGUCACUCCUAUCAUGGACACGCAGCUCGACCAGAUUGUUAUCCGCGAGAUACUGCUGCCUCUGCGAAACAGAAUUCUCUACAAGCUAGACGGACGACUGAAGGAGCCCAAGCGUGACGAGUGGUUUGAGAAUUUUCUCAUAAUUUUCAUCCUGCUGAGUUCUAUUGAGGCCUGCUCUGUUCACGGUGAGAAGUUUGCAAAGGAGUUUGGGCUUCGGCGCCGCUACGCAGACAUGGAAGAAUUCAACAGUUACUUCCACAGCUGCCGCAUCUUGCUCGCACACUUCCAUAUCGCAUUAAACGGCUCUACCCCGCUGACGAUCGACUGGCUGAGCCCAAAGGCCGAUAAACUGGCCGUUCUUACCCUCGAGCAGAAGCGCUUUCUCGAGGCUGCCAAGCCAAUGAUUGCAGAGGAAGGUAUGUGA